AUGGUGACCUUGAAAUUGAAAGGCGAAGAAGAAACUCGUGAGGUUACUACAGAGAGAGCUAUUUUCGGACCUUUAAAUACUUACAAACUUCCAAACGAAACUCAUGGAGGUAUUCCAAUAUGCUUUCCCCAGUUUGGGAAUCAAGGGUCACUUCACCAGAAUGGAUUUGUUAGGAGAAGAUUUUGGAAACUUGACACUGACACUCCUCUUUUUCCUGCAACUUGUAGUAAAAAGGCAUUUGUUGACUUGAUAUUUAAGUCUUCUCAAGAUGAUUUAAGGUUCUGGCCUCACAGUUUUGAGUUUCGAUUGAGGGUAACAUUGGCACCUGGUGGAGCUUUGAAUUUAACAUCUCGCAUCAGGAACGUGAAAGCGGAUGGAAAACCAUUUUCUUUCACAUUUGCUUAUCAUAACUAUUUCCCUGUUAUAAACAUCAGUGAUGUUCAAAUAGAAGGACUGGAGACUUCGGAUUAUCUUGACAACUUGAAGAAUAAGGAGCGAUUUACUGAACAGGGGAAUGCACUAACUUUUGAAUCAGAAGUGGACAAAAUAUACCUUAGCACCCCUGCAAAGAUAGCAAUAUUGGAUCAUUCGAAAAGACAGAUUUAUGCUAUUCGCAAGGAUGGACUCCUGGAUGCAGUGGUGUGGAAUCCCGGGGAUAAGAAGUCAAAGGCCAUGGCUGAUUUUGGGAAAGAUGAGUACAAUCUGAUGGUGUGUGUGGAGUCCGCUGCAGUGGAAAAUCCCAUAAAGCUGAAGCCCGGUGAGGAGUGGAGAGGAUGUCAGGAACUGUAUGUUAUUCCGUCAUCCUAG
This is a messenger RNA of Diospyros lotus (date-plum), 807 nucleotides long. Its product is annotated as putative glucose-6-phosphate 1-epimerase. NCBI's taxonomy places the organism in Eukaryota, Viridiplantae, Streptophyta, Magnoliopsida, Ericales, Ebenaceae. The coding region runs from base 1 to 807 and encodes 268 amino acids. Gene Ontology annotation, molecular function: carbohydrate binding; isomerase activity. The transcript has 7 exons. Gene Ontology annotation, biological process: carbohydrate metabolic process. The record is from RefSeq and is a predicted model, not a curated record.